GCUGGUUCUACGACGUAAAAGCCCGGGCUUGUGUGCCUUCAAUUACCCCAGUGCUUCUCAAACUCUUAGAUAUAUAGUCGUCUGAAGGCUGAAAGAAAGCCAUUCACAAAAUGCCCAUCCGUACCUACAUCUUCAAAGUUGAUCUUCUUGAGUCUCGAGACCCACAAAUCUCGAGGACCUUUUCCAUACCCGCAUCAUGGACGUUUCAAAAGCUUCAUGCCGCGAUCCAGCACGUCUUCCUCUGGCAGAACGAGCAUCUCCACGUGUUUUCGUUUCAAAUUCCAAUUGGAGGGGGCAUCAACAAAGUCGUAUCGAUACAAGAUACAGACAUGAUGGGGCGGGAUGAUGAAGAGGGGCCUAACGACAUCGUCCUGGAUGAGAAAACUGUCAAGCUCAAGGACGUAUGGGACAAAAACGGGAGGUAUCGCGGGGACGUCACCAACAACGGAACCCUAGGGGGCUGCUUCUAUGAAUAUGACUUUGGUGAUGCUUGGGAACACGAAAUUACUUUGUUGGCCGUUAGCACGUCUAAUGUCAAGGAAGUCUCGGUUCUCGAAGUAUCUGGUUGCGCACCCCUCGAGAACAGUCACGGAGUCCUGGGAUGGGAGGGCCUAAAAAGAGCCUUUGCAGAUCCAAACCCCGAUGACUUGUGCCUUGAAGCGAGGAGGUUAUCGUGGCUUGUUUCGCCUCUCGGUGGUGCAUUCCACCCCGCUGUAGCGCCGACUAUAGAGCAGCUCAAUGCACCUGGGCUAUUCGAUAAGCGAUUCAGGCAGAUUCGCAAGGGCAUUCUAUGAUGAAUGACAAGGUCUCGUUUCAGAGGCCUUUGGUUGUUACGGUAUUAUCGGAUUGCGCUCGGAUUGCGCUCCGAGUCCACACUACGGCAUUACGUAUAGUACGAGGACGGAACUCACUGGUCACCAUCCACGUUAAUUACAACGUACUUAGAUGCCUGUAAAAUAGCCAGAGCUGCAGCGUACUUGCUUGCUGCUGGCACUGCUAUGUAGUAUUAGAGGGAUACCCCAUCCUAAUGGCCACGGUAUAUUCGCUAAUUCUGAAUCUAGAUCUUGAGAUCCCGGUGCUUCGCCAAGUGUGAGCCUUUGUAUUCAUAUAACGAAUCGGACCAUAUGAUGUGAUAGUCGGUGAGUAGAAGAGACUCAAGCGCUGAGAGUUGGCACAGGAAACAACACGAUGUUGGUGGCUG
Molecule: messenger RNA, 1201 nt
Organism: Suillus subalutaceus
Lineage: Eukaryota; Fungi; Basidiomycota; Agaricomycetes; Boletales; Suillaceae
Product: MM3350-like domain-containing protein
Exons: 2
Coding region: 111-794 (227 amino acids)
Source: RefSeq, a predicted model, not a curated record